Molecule: messenger RNA, 5725 nt
Organism: Myxocyprinus asiaticus (Chinese sucker)
Lineage: Eukaryota; Metazoa; Chordata; Actinopteri; Cypriniformes; Catostomidae
Product: palmitoyltransferase ZDHHC5-B
Exons: 11
Coding region: 2186-4162 (658 amino acids)
Biological process (GO): protein palmitoylation
Molecular function (GO): palmitoyltransferase activity
Source: RefSeq, a predicted model, not a curated record
UUUAGUUUUCAAACACCCUUUUAACUGUGCUGAGUAGUAUUUUGGUGGACGAUAUCAUAAGCUGAGGCGGUAAGCUAACCAAAGACGGACAAUUUGCAAUACACACAUACACACACACACACAGUUGUAGACAUCUUGCUUAAUAUUAUUUGCGUUUUUACAUAAUUCAUGUCAGUACAUAAUUAACUAAUCUUAGUUUGUGUUUUUGCUAUAAUCUAUGGCUGUGUGUCAAAAUCUAGUGAGCUGCCUACCUAGGCAGCAUUAUAUCUGCUACCUGUAUGAUGUCUUACAACGCUGACUAUCUAGUGAACUUGACAUCAUGCAAUUAAUAGUUGCCCAUGCUUAAAAACCUCAUUUUUAUGUGGUCAGUGGCUUUUUCCAAUACAUUCUCUUUUGCAAGGCUUUUGUUGAAAUGACUAUCGACCUGAUCUGUGGGUCAGUGACAAUAUAACACAUUUUCCAGGUCAUUAUUGAUUAUGAGGGUUGGUAGUCAUAUAAGGUGAUGUUCAGAUAUCAUCUUUCAUCUAUAUAAGUGUGCAGUUGGAUCACUCAUUAGGAUGUCCUGUGAAUGAAACCGUGUUGGACAGCAGGAGAUCCUGGAAGAAAAGAAGAUUAUGUCUUGUGUAAUGAGGCUUGUGUACAAGUGACUCGAGGUCACUGGUUUCGGUCAGUGUGUGACAGCAAACCCAGGUCAGGGAUUGUAGGGGGAUGGGGUUUAGAAAUUGUAUACAGAAAACUUUAUAGAAGAGAAUACAGGAGAGCAUACUAUAUUUAAAGACACACCCUUUCCUGGUGAGUCAGAUGUUGUGACAUAGGGCAGCAAGAGAAUGAUCAGGUUUCAACACGAUGUGUACACAGAAGUAGUUUUCACAAUGCAAUGCAACUGCACUUUUUCACACAUGAUGGUAUGUGUUAUCUUGUGCAUAUGAUUAAGCUGCUUGUACAGGACAUGGAACAGGUACCUUCAAGAAUGGUAGGUGCAAAUAUGUGGUCAGAUCAUGUCAAUUCAUAUCUCAUGUGUGUAUUUAUCUCCUAGAUACCGAUCAGGCCUGCUAAUAGGAAUCAGAAAUGAGGAAGGCAGCUUUUUAGAAGCACACACACUCAUCAGUUUCAUCCAUGUGCCUUGGAGGAAGAGGAAGGGCUGCGUGGGACACUAAGUAGGGUUAAAGUGGUUUUGGACGCUGAUGUGUCACCAAGACUUGGAGUUUUCGGCCCUGGACAUGGAUAGAUCACGUGCAUUUACGAUGGUGGAUACACACUCAGGUGCAGGCGCAACAUUUUUGCGUACAUAAACCUCUGAAAACUGGCACAUUACCAUAUGGAUAUCCAAACCUACAAUAUUCACGAGAUUGUAACCUGGGAAACCCAUAUUUUCUGCUCUUUUUUUUUUUUUUUUUUUUUUUUUUUUUUUUUUGUGGCCAGUUGAAGUUUCCUUUAUUACUAAAGUCUGAGCAUAGAUCACCUUGGGCUGGAGAAUGAGUUCUCAUUCAGGACACGAGACAUCAAGAGCUGUGUUUGUUUUUAUUUUGUAUUCCUAGUUGCUGUCUUUUUUUAGACGGAUUGUUCCAAGGGGAAUCUCGACUCCCAUUGAGUCAUAUUUUCUUUUUAUUUUCUUUGGUUUUUGUUUCAUACUUGUCUCAAAUUUCUGUUAUCUUUUCCUUUUUGUAGUCUGACGUCAUGCUCACAUGCACUCAUCUGCUGUGAUGCUUUGAGAGAUAUGAAAUCAGUCUCUGUGCGGAUGCCUGAACUCAAACUGCUGCUUCCCCUUGAGCUCUUUUCUGUGUAACCUGCACUAAAAGAGCUUUGCUGUCACUAGAUUUUCUUUAUAUCAACCAAACUUUGUUGCAUUCAAGCCAUAUGAACUUAUUUUUGAUGAAACUAGAGCUAUUUUUAUAUUACAGUGCAGUCAUAGUAUCACAUAUUACGUAUAUAUAAAUGUAAUCUAUUUUUUAUGUUUUGGCACAGAUAUCUGUGGAGAAGCACGUGCACUAUUUUACGUUCACUUUUUAUUUAGAAAAGGAAUGCACCUUGGUUUGUAAGAACAUAAUCCUAUGUAUACACAAUUUUUGUUUUUUUGUUUUUUUUUUGCAACAUCUGUUCCACAGAAGUUAUUGUUACCAUGGCUACACGCUGUUCUCUCUCUCUGAGCCCUCCUCCCAUCCCUCUGUUUUUGUGACGCCUCCAAAUGCCUGUGGGUCUCAGUGUGGGCGGGGCUCUCGGAGACCCCUCCCCAUCCCUGCCGUUCCGCCCCAGCCGCUAUGUGCCUGUGUCAGCAGCAACAGCCUUCCUUGUUGGGGCCACGACUCUGUUUCUCUGUUUCACGUGUCCUUGGCUAUCAGAGCGUUUCUCCUCUUCCAUUCUGCUUUAUAAUGCUGUUGUCUUCCUCUUUACACUGGCCAAUUUCUGUAUGGCCACAUUCAUGGACCCAGGCAUCUUUCCCAGAGCUGAGGAAGACGAGGAUAAAGAGGAUGAUUUCCGGGCUCCGCUUUAUAAGACGGUGGAGGUGCGGAGCAUUCAGGUGCGGAUGAAGUGGUGUUCCACGUGUCGCUUUUACAGACCACCUCGCUGUUCACACUGCUCUGUGUGUGACAACUGUGUGGAGGAGUUUGACCAUCACUGCCCAUGGGUAAACAACUGCAUUGGGAGGCGGAACUAUCGUCAUUUCUUUCUGUUCCUGCUCUCUCUCACUAUUCAUAUAAUGAAUGUGUUUGGCUUCAGUCUGCUCUACAUCCUCCAUCACACUAAACAACUGGACCAAGUCCACUCUGGAGUCACUAUGGCAGUGAUGUGUGUAGCUGGUUUGUUUUUCGUCCCGGUUGCGGGACUCACUGGGUUUCACAUUGUUCUUGUAGCCAGAGGGAGAACCACCAAUGAACAGGUGACUGGGAAGUUCAGAGGCGGCGUUAACCCUUUCACGCACGGAUGUUUGAAAAACAUUGCACAUGUGCUUUGUAGUUCACAGGCUCCAAGGUAUCUCGGUCGGUUGCGAAAGCCUCAUUCUGUCCAGGUCCAGCCGCCGUUCCUGCGUCCACCUCUAUCUGAAGCCCAACUAGCAGCUAAAGUCCUGGAUAAUGGCAUCCAGCAGUCUAAAAGUAGUCUGGAGAUAAUGGAGAGCCAAUCCACCGAUGCUGAUCCCCCUCCACCACCUAAACCAGAGCACAGAUACCCAGGGCUGCCUCACACACAAAAUGAAGAGUGCAGCUUGCUGACUGAGGCUCAGCCCACACCUUCAUUAUAUAAAUACAGGCCGGCUUACAGCAGCCCAGGAAAAAAACCCACAGCCUCAACACAUUCCAGCAAGAUGAGCCGAGGGAACAGUAUGACCGAGUCUCCCUCAGUUCCCAUCACCACCGGCCAGCCCAGCUACCGCUCAGACCCCAGUUUGUCAAGCCAGGGGGGUGCAGGGUGCCGUGGGGGAGGGGAGGGGGCUAGAGUAGGCUCAGGGGGGCUGGGUGGGGCCUCUGCGUUUGGUGGGCGUUCUUAUCCUUCUUUUACCGAUACCUUCCUCCAAUCAGCAGCAGCCUCUUGCUCCUCCAGCCUUCGCUCUGCCCACACGGCUCACAACGCCCUCGGGCCACUUAUUUCUGAGGGCACAACCACCACUAGUUAUAAGAGUUUAGCCAAUCAGACGCGCAAUGGCAGCCUGUCUUACGAAAGUCUGCUGACACCCUCCGAAAGCCCAGAGUUUGAGUCUGCUGCUCAUGAGCUGUCCCCACCCAGACCACACCCUCCGAACUCUCUAAGCACAGCACCAGGGGCCCCGCCUAUUUUGGGGUAUACUUCCCCUUUCCUGUCUGCUCAGCAGAGGGAGGGCUCUCUCCAGGCCUGCCCUGCCCCCCUAAGACCCUCCCCUAACAGAGCUUUCCUGCGCCCAACAAGCUCACCCCCUUCUCGGGCUCCACCCCUUUCUCCUCGUGCCCGCUCAUUGGGCUCCCCUCCUCCUGGUCCCGCCCCUGGCCAUACACCUCUGGGCAAAUCACUGUCCUACACAGGUGGUGCUAAAUUACAACACCACCCAUCUAGCUCAGGGGGUGGGAUUCCAAUGCCGAACUCGACUCUUAGACAAAACAUGGCCAAUCAUAACACCUACUCACACAAACCUGCUGGAGGGGUGAAGAAAGUGACUGGUGUUGGAGGGACAACCUAUGAGAUUUCAGUAUGAAUGACUCACACCUGAGAAUGAGGAUUCACACUGCAGUUUUCCACUUUUGAGCAUGAAUCAGACGGAUGUAGAGCUGCUCAACCACACAUGCAAAAAAGCGUACAAGACAUAAAAAAAUACUGUUUCCAAGUCAAACUUCAUCAGUCACUGUGGAGGACAUUAUCUGUGAAAAUGGACCAGUGAAGAUGAAUCUUACAGCAUUUUGUUUUCUGAAUGUCAAUAUGGUACACAAAUUACAACUUUUUUAGUUAUUUAAAGAAUCAUUUGGUACCUAAAUGUAUUACCAAUUUGUACACAGGACUGUCAGUUAUCUCUGGACAUUCAGCCUUAAUAGGCGGGACCAUGUGAGACACACAGUCAUGUGUAAUGAUAAUGUCUGAUGUCUCUUUGACUUCAACAGAAACCACAGGCCUCACAACAGUCAGCCAAUAAGCAUUUGUAAAAUUUACUACAUUAGUCAUUUUCAGUCCUCAUAUUCCACGGCCUCUAUGUUACGCAGAAUGUUUACAUUGUUUACAUUUCCAUACAAAGUGAAUGGGGAUGGACACUGUCAAUAUCCAAAAAUGACCUAAAAGCACCUCGUGUGCAGUAUUCCAAGUCUUCUGAAGCAAUGCUACAACUUGUUAGAGGAACAGACCGCAAUGUACUGUAGGUUGACUGAAAAUCGUCCCUUCCAUCCCAGCUCUCAAAUCUCAUUUGCACUUUCACAUUCAAAACUGUAACGUCACGUUUGGUCGUGACACUGAAGAACCAAUACCAUUCGGUAUCAUUGAUGUCAAACCUGGGCUGGCAUAACACAUAUUCAAGAAUAAAUGCGCAUGAAAUGACAGUUUUUUCAUUUUUAGGUGAAAUAACCCUUAUCUUUUUUCUUUUCUCCAUAAUUUUAUCAGAAUAUAAUUUUAUACAGGUACAGAUGUAUUAUUAUAAGUAUUAAGUUUGAUAAAGAAGAUAGUAAAAAUAAGAUGCAGGCAUAUGAUGUGUGAUUGUUAUUUUACUUGAAAUGGUGUUUGUCUGAUUUAAAUGGCUGCAUCAGCCGAAUGGAUUUUAUUCAGCCAAAGAGAUGAUCCUGGUCAUGGACCCUGUUUCACAGAUAGCACACUUGGUAGAAGUUACUAGAGCACAAUGUUUAAUGGAAAGUUAUUUUGUUAUCUUAAAUACCGAAGAUAUCAUAUGCAAAAUGUAACUUUUAAGCAUUGAUGUGUCCAGUCCAGAGCCAUACUCUCUUGAUACACUGUUAACCAAUCACAAGAGAGUUUAUUUAUUCAGAUGAGGCCAGUCCUCUGGAUCCCUGCGAGUACAUGCUGGUUGUGCAUGUAGAUUGUGACUUUGUUUUAAAAACCUAAAUUGAUUCUUUCUUUUAUGUUGUUUUUUUUUUUUUACUGGACAUUAGUUGAAAUAAACAGCCAGAGUACAGUGAAGCAGAAUUCCAUUCUUUAUGUCCUCAUACUGUAAAAGGUUGAUUGUGUUUGUGUGUGUGAUUGAAUGAUUGAGAGUGAAGUUGUGUGUUAACCUAUCUGACUGUUGUACAAGAGCACAUUCCAUCUAUAGUUUUGGUUCAGCAAA